AUGGGUUUCUACGGCGUCGCCACACUGGUCACCGUUGCUGUUUUGGCGAGUUCUUCUACCUUGGCUGUAGUGGACCCGAACACACCGGACUUCUUGCCUUUGUAUCAGACGUCGGCUGCUGUCGAAGGCAACGCCCCCACUCCUAGGCUCCUGAGAGGUAUUAUCCAAGCGGACGAUGGCGAGGAGUGGGCGGCCUUGCUCGACCAGCUUAAAAAUUUGCUCAAGUGGGACGAUGCGAUUGUAAAGGGAUUGACGAGCAAGUCAGAAACCCCUUAUGGGGCUCUUGUUUCGCUAGGCCUUAGCAAAGUCGACAAUAACGCUCUUUCUGACGCCAAGUUUGGAAGUUGGUUCAAGUACGUUACCAAGACCAACAAGCACGACUGGGAAACCGCCACGAUUUCGGCUCUCCGACACGAGAACAGUGACGCAGUCGUGGCCAGCAUGAUCUUGGCGGGGAAGAACGGGAAGAACAAAUCAGUCGCCAAGAAGCUGGAGCAAGCUCAGUUUAAGAAUUGGCUGGACGCUGGUUACCGACCACCAGAUGUCAUUGAAAAAGUGUACAAGCUCGGUCCGGGUAAGUGGACUAAAGCUGACGCUAGACCAGUCUGGAAGGCAUACACGGAGUACUUUAAGAAGAUGCGCCCCGAACGUUUGACCUAG
Molecule: messenger RNA, 660 nt
Organism: Phytophthora infestans T30-4
Lineage: Eukaryota; Oomycota; Peronosporomycetes; Peronosporales; Peronosporaceae
Product: secreted RxLR effector peptide protein, putative
Exons: 1
Coding region: 1-660 (219 amino acids)
Source: RefSeq, a predicted model, not a curated record